AUGCCCGAGCCGCUGCAGCCCGGCACCUUCCCGUUCUGCGCCGUCGUUGCUCCGGUCUCUGCCAAAAGCAUCACAGUCCUACAACGGGUAGAAGGGCCAGUUACGCCGUCAGAGCUCGUGGAGAUACUACAGAGAACCAUUGAUGAGCAACGCGUGGCUUUCAGAGCCUCGACGGCCGACGAGCAAGCUGCAACAUUCACAGCCUCCGGGGCUGAGGAAGAAGAGAGCAGAAGAUCGGCUCUGUGGCUACGACAAGAGCAGGACGCAGCUUACCUCGAGUUGCUUGGAAAGGACCAGGAAAAAUAAAGAUCCACCAAUAGUCUACACGAGGGAAUCGUCGUAAAGCCAAAGGCAAGCCUGAAAUAUCAUGGUCAAGCAGCAAGAGAAACUCUGAGUAGAACAC
Messenger RNA from Lolium rigidum, 403 nucleotides. Its product is annotated as plant UBX domain-containing protein 10-like. Bases 1 to 306 code for a protein of 101 amino acids. Lineage: Eukaryota; Viridiplantae; Streptophyta; Magnoliopsida; Poales; Poaceae. Gene Ontology annotation, cellular component: endoplasmic reticulum. The transcript is spliced from 3 exons. Gene Ontology annotation, molecular function: ubiquitin binding. The record is from RefSeq and is a predicted model, not a curated record.